Molecule: messenger RNA, 1047 nt
Organism: Leishmania mexicana MHOM/GT/2001/U1103
Lineage: Eukaryota; Euglenozoa; Kinetoplastea; Trypanosomatida; Trypanosomatidae
Exons: 1
Coding region: 1-1047 (348 amino acids)
Source: RefSeq, a predicted model, not a curated record
AUGUUGCGUAUCACUCGUUUGCGAUGCAGCGCGGGACGGGGGAAGGUCUUUGAAAUCUUCUGCCGCGAGCAGCUUCUCACGAACAUGGCUCUUCGAGAGCUAACGCAAACGGAGCGGCGCAAGGCGAUGUCUCAGCUCUUCAAGAGGCUCUCAGAAGAACAACUGCUGGCGCUAAAGCAGCAGGCGUCCAUUGAGCAGCUUCGCCAGGAGGCACUACAGCGCGCAGCCGCCUACUUCAAGCCCCUCACCACCUACGAACUCUUUGCGCGUGAGCAAAAGGACAACCCCGCUCUCACCGGCGCCAGUCCUCGUGAGAAAGAGGUGAAACUACUGCAAAUAUACGAGUCGCUGCCGGUGAACGCCAGGAAGGCGAUAGAGAUGCGCACCGAGCAGUACAACAAGGCCCACUCCAUGAAGCUUGCGACACCGGCUCUGCCGGUGAUACCUGUGCGGAAGAAGCGGGCAGCACCCGCCUCGGACUCGUCGUCGAAGACGAAGAAAAAGAAGGCGCCAAAGUCACCGAGUAAGGCGCACAGAAAGUUAGCCAAAGGGGCCGAGAUGGAGGAGGCAGCAGAGGCAAGCGCAGACGGGUCGCUUGCUGCCAAGAAGAGGACUGUCAAGCGAAGUGUAGGAUCGCCCUACUCGGUGUUUGUGAAGGAGCAUAUGGCUUCUCUGCACCACUUGGCACCAAAGGAGCGAAUGCGCGUUAUUGGCGAGCGGUGGCGCUCGCUCACAAAAGAAGAACGGCAGCUCCGGUUAGAGGCAGGGAAAGUGAAGCUGGCGGAGGAGCUGGCUGAGAACGCGCGGGCAGAAGAAACACCUGAGUCGAAGUCUCCACAGACGUUGAAUGAGGUAGCCACCGCAGCCUCCUCCUCACCAGCCGCACCUCCGACGAACACGGCAGAUAGCACGAGCACCCAGGCUGCGUCCACUAGCACGAACUCGGUACCACAGCAGCCCCCGACACCGCCAGCAGGGGUCAACAGCUCCACGGCCGUGGCCGCAUCUCCGCGACCGCCGUUGGCUUCACAGCCGAUCACCUUUUAG